Molecule: messenger RNA, 1893 nt
Organism: Schistocerca gregaria
Lineage: Eukaryota; Metazoa; Arthropoda; Insecta; Orthoptera; Acrididae
Product: skin secretory protein xP2-like
Exons: 3
Coding region: 1-1893 (630 amino acids)
Source: RefSeq, a predicted model, not a curated record
AUGGAGGAGGAGCUCGAACGAGGCGAUCGCCCCGGCGAGACUGAGGAUGAGGCAGAUGGCGGUCUAAGGGAAGUUUCCCGGACGACGGCAGCGUCUGGCCCCCCACCACCGACGAGUGAGAGUGUUGCUCGCGGGCGUCGGACGAACGUGGAAACUUCCGCGAACGGACGGCGCCGCGCCCGCGCGCUCUCUCUGCCGAGGCGACGGAUCGAGCCGCCGAUCCACCUGACAAAGGAGGAACUCUCCGCCGCCAUGGCCAUGCUGACUCCCGACGAGUACUGCAUCGCCGUGCAACGUCUGGCUAUGGGAACAGACGCGGAUAGGGUGGAGGUGAUAACGAGACUCCGGUCUCGGUUACCUGCGUCUCGCGACAGUCAUUUGCCUGUCGCAGUUGCCACGACAGCUGCCGCGCCAGCGCCAGCAGUCGCACCAGCCGUGGUGGCUACUGAAGCCGCCACGCCCUCACCGACGUCCAGGCUGGCAACACCUGACAAGCCUGUCGAGGUCGAGAAAACCUCGCGGAAGCGCCCAGCCGCGGCCGUAGAGGACACUCCCUCCCCCAAGGCAAGUUCCGGUCGCGCCAGGGGGAAGAAGAGGAGGGUACGCCGCAGAAUGACGACUGCGUCACCGAGGAAGCCGGAUGAAGAAGGCUUCAUCGCGCCCUCCCGUCGCCACACAGCGAAACCCAGGUCGUUUGGACCGGUGACGCCGGAACAGGUCGAGGCUGCAAACCGCUUUGCAGAUCUACCUGAGGUAGCCGAGACCGACGGGGACGGGACAACACCGAUUACGGCGACGAAACCGCCCCGCCGCCCUCCGCUGAUCACCAUUCACUGGAGUAAGGAGUACAGCGAACUCCGAGAGAUGCUGUACUCCAUCGCAAAACCGCUGAAGAUGUUCGCGGGGACAGACAUCUACAAGACAGCGCUGUCUGUUCCGCUCCCCGAUUCUGAAGAUGAGAGCUCCACCACCCCUCAGCCACGCGGACGAAGUGGGAAACAGAAGAGGAGGGCAACAGCCGCGACGUCCGCUGUUCGCAGCUCGCCGAUCGAGAAGAGGGCCAAGCAAGAUUUCGCCCCUUACGCUGAUGGUUUUGUCCCGGCCCGGCGCACUGCAAGACGCAUGCAGUCAUCGACGACGCUUCCAACUGCCGUCGCCAACUCAUUCGACGCGCUCGCUGACGCGCCGGACCAGUUGCCGCGCGAUCCUGCGCCAAAGAAAGACCCAUCUCCCGCCGGUGGUCCUCCAGCUUCGGCCGCCCUAUGGGGAACUGCAGAAGUUGUUGCGCAGCUGGACAACGGCCGUGUAUACUGUGAAGCCUGCCGGACGAGACCUGUGUGGAAGCGUGCCAUCGCUCGCCAACGUGGCCAAACACCAGCGCCACAUCCGAAGAAGCCAGCAACGAGACGGCCCGGCGUCUCUUUCGCGGCGGCAACGUCAGGGGCGCCCUCCGCCGUCCCGGCUGCGUCGGCUGCUCCUGCUCCUGCCGCGUCCGAUGCCGUGCCGAUACCUGAGGCUCCUGCGCCUCCACCACAGCUGCUAGUGGCGGACCCGGGUACUGCCUCUCCCGGGCCGUCGGCCAGACCGCGCCCCGUCAAUCGCCUGCGCGGGGGUCAGCGCCCCGUGGGUACCCAGCGCUCAGCACCGUCAGUCGAGCAGCCCCAGGUGGACUCUCACAACGAGUCAGCCACGCCUCCCCCUUCCAGCGACGGGGCCGCGCCGGCUGCCUCCACCGCUGACCUGGCCAACCUCGUCGCGCAGCUCACUGCCUUGGUGACCAGUGCUACGAAAUUGAUUGAAGCCCUGUCGCAGCAACUCACCGCUGCAGUGCCGCUGGCCUCUCCGGCCCCGACCGCUGUCAACACUCACCAGCUGCACCAUGGGCAGCGUUAG